UCUUAACCUACUGCAGGUAACCUAUAGCCGGGCUUCGGCACUGAAGCGUGUAGUUGUGUUGAAGGGUUUUCCUCAUUUUAUAAGGAAAUAACUUGUGACAGAAGAACAGAAGCACUCUUAAAGCACACCCACUGAAAGCCGUGGACCAAGAGUAUUCGUUAUCGGAGCUUCUAAAGCCAUCCAACUACAAUGGAUUCCAGAGCAAACACUUUGCCUCGGCCAAUGACUCAGUCUGAACGGAUCAGAAUAAUCGUCAUAGACAAUCUUAUUAUAAUAUUUCUUGUCGUCGCCGUAAUAAUCGGAGUAGGACUUGGAAUCGGACUGAGGGAUGUCUGGAAAGUACCAGACGACAAGGACAAGCUGUUCUUCCUCGAGUUCCCCGGACAGAUUCUAAUGAGCAUGCUCAAAUGUCUCAUACUUCCGCUCGUCGUAUCCAGCAUCAUCUCCGCCGUUUCGUCCAUUCCCGGAAAGGCGUCGGGUAAACUCGGAGCAGGGGCCAUCAUCUACUACAUGACCACGACACUGAUCGCCGUCAUCAUCGGAAUCGUCUUGGUCAUGUCUAUCCAGCCUGGCUACAAAGGCGGGAAAUCCAUCAAGAAAUCCGGGUCAGCCAAAGACGUGAAACCUCUUUAUGCUCUUCUUGAUCUAAUCAGAAACUGUUUUCCAUCAAACAUUGUAGCAGCAUGCUUUGAAAAGAUGGAGACCGACCCACGAACUGUUAACUUGACGACUAUAAACGACACUGUAGCGGUGUAUAGAGACAACCCAAAGCUCGAAUUAAAAAGAGGAACCAACGUCCUCGGAUUAAUAGUCUUCUCCGUCGCUCUGGGCUGCGUCAUCAACCACCUGGGUGUCGUCGGAAGACCUCUACGAUUCUUCUUCGAGUCUCUCAAUGCAGCUACGAUGGUUCUCAUCAAACUCGUUAUUUGGUACUCUCCUAUUGGUAUCAUGUUUCUGAUCGCCAAGAAAUUCGCCGAGAUGGAAGACCCGGCACAGAUUGUCGAGCAGCUUGGUUUCUACAGCAUCACUGUGCUCGCCGGCCUACUAAUCCACGGCGGCAUCGUCCUGCCCCUCAUAUUCUUCAUCGCAACAAGGAAGAACCCCUACAUAUUUAUCUUCAGAAUGUUGAAGGCAAUCCUGACAGCCUGGGGAACGGCGUCGAGUUCUGCUACUCUUCCCAUCACAAUGGACUGCCUCAUAUACAAGAACAAAGUUCAUCGCAGCGUCGCACAAUUCGUAGCUCCGAUCGGUGCCACCAUCAACAUGGACGGGACGGCACUGUACGAGGCUGUCGCCGCUAUCUUCAUCGCCCAGUACAACGGCAAGGACCUCGGCGUAGCUGGCGUCAUCAUUGUUAGUAUAACCGCAACAGCCGCGGCCAUUGGAGCCGCAGGUGUGCCGCAAGCUGGUCUUGUUACCAUGGUGAUCGUGUUGACUGCAGUCGGCCUGCCAACUGAUGACGUCACCCUUAUUCUGGCAAUUGACUGGUUCUUGGACAGAUUCCGCACGGCCAUCAACGUGAUGGGUGACGCGAUUGGAGCAGGGAUCUUGAACCACGUGUUCCGGAACACGUUUGCAGACGUUCCCGACGUCGAGACUGAGAUGGCAGUCGAUCCGGACAUGAUGAUCCAGAAGGACGAUGUCAAGAUGGCACCCGUUUCUGACUCGAAAGUCGCGCCUGUGGAAAAAAAUGGGGUGCAAUUGUCUGGCUAUAUUAAUCCAGAAUUUCAGGAUGGAACCCGGAUGUGAAACGUUUCCGAACCUGAUCCCCACAUGGCAGGAGCCAAUUUGACGAAACAUCGUACAGUUACGUCUGCGACCAGCAGUUAAACGAGUUAUACAUGUGUUUGGAAUCUAUUUCUAUUUAUUGACAAAAGAAAACAAGAUAUGUGUAUUUUAAACUAUACCCUUAAACAAAAGUAGGGGAACUCUAUUAAGAAUUUACAAUUGCCAAAAUUGUAAGCUAUAUUAGCCUGUGGGGAAUGGUUAUAUGAUAAUAGUGAAUUCAUUGGGCAAACAUUACAACCGGUAGUUCAGUAUUACAGUAGGUAUGACUAACAAAGAUCUUGAUGGACGAUUGGGGUGAAAAGUGAAAUUUGAAAGUUGACUUUUUUAAUCGGUAAAUCGCAAAUUCAAACAAUAAAAAUGACUAAAAAAACCCCAAUAACAACUAUAU
Gigantopelta aegis is the source of this 2176-nucleotide messenger RNA. Its product is annotated as excitatory amino acid transporter 1-like. NCBI's taxonomy places the organism in Eukaryota, Metazoa, Mollusca, Gastropoda, Neomphalida, Peltospiridae. The transcript is spliced from 9 exons. Gene Ontology annotation, cellular component: plasma membrane. The record is from RefSeq and is a predicted model, not a curated record. Gene Ontology annotation, biological process: L-glutamate transmembrane transport. Gene Ontology annotation, molecular function: neutral L-amino acid transmembrane transporter activity; L-glutamate transmembrane transporter activity; glutamate:sodium symporter activity. The coding region runs from base 190 to 1749 and encodes 519 amino acids.